Messenger RNA from Sordaria macrospora k-hell, 3756 nucleotides. NCBI's taxonomy places the organism in Eukaryota, Fungi, Ascomycota, Sordariomycetes, Sordariales, Sordariaceae. The record is from RefSeq and is a predicted model, not a curated record.
AUGGCCUCAGAUGGCGCCAUCAAGGCCAUUGACCCGAGCACGAUUCACCAGAUCCAGUCUGGUCAAGUCAUCGUUGACCUUUGCUCUGUAGCCAAGGAACUCGUAGAAAACGCCCUAGAUGCUGGAGCGACGACAGUCGAUGUCCGAUUCAAGAAUCAAGGUCUCGAUUCGAUCGAAGUCCAGGAUAAUGGCAGCGGAAUAUCGUCCAGCAAUUACGAGUCGAUCGCACUGAAACACUACACUUCCAAAUUAGCGACAUACGAUGAUCUUUCAAAUUUGCAAACCUUCGGCUUCCGAGGUGAGGCCUUGUCCUCCCUCUGCGCCUUGUCACACUUUACCAUCGUGACAUGCACCCAGAAAGAGGCGCCAAAGGCUACCAAACUCGAGUUCGAGACAUCUGGGAAGCUUAAGAGCACCACCGUUGUUUCGGGCCAGCGAGGUACAACCGUCUCAGUGGAGAACCUGUUCAAGAGUCUACCUGUCCGCCGCCGCGAGCUCGAAAGAAACAUCAAGCGAGAAUGGGGCAAAGUUGUCAACCUACUCAACCAGUAUGCCUGCAUUCAAACCGGCGUCAAAUUCACAGUGUCGCAACAGCCUACCAAGGGAAAGCGAAUGGUCUUGUUUUCAACAAAGGGAAAUCCCACCACCCGAGAAAACAUCAUCAACGUCUUUGGCGUAAAGACUAUGACUGCUCUGAUCGCCAUGGACCUCAGGCUGCAACUAAAACCCACCACUACUACUGGACUCCUGAACAAGGCGCCUGCUGCUCAGGACGAAGACACGACAACAGAAGUUCGCAUUUGUGGACACAUCUCCCGCCCAGCUCACGGUGAAGGUCGCCAGACGCCAGAUCGGCAAAUGUUUUAUGUCAAUGGAAGGCCUUGCGGUUUGCCUCAGUUCGCCAAGGUCUUCAAUGAGGUCUAUCGAUCCUAUAACUCGACUCAAUCGCCUUUUAUCUUUGCUGAUAUCCAGCUUGACACGCAUCUUUACGAUGUCAACGUCAGUCCAGACAAGCGCACUGUUUUGCUUCACGAUCAAGGGCAAAUGCUCGAUAAUCUGAGGGAGUCCUUGAUAGAGCUCUUUGAGCUACAGGAUGUCACUAUCCCCGUGUCACACAUUCAACCGCUUAAGAGCUCCACAUUCAGAGGGCCUUCAACAGCCCCUUCGGGAUCAUUGACCCAAGCUCGAAGGAGAGACAGUAGGGAUGCUUCAGAGGAACCGGACAGUCCUUUGCCUUCAGAUACACCUGGAAAUGGACCGGAAGGCGGCAGAACAACCAGGAGUACCAUCAAUGAGGACUCGGGUGAGCCCGUGAGCGAUGAUGAGGCGCCCAGUAUCCGGUCUACUGGCUCAAAAGCCCAGGCUGGGCCGGAGAGAUUCCUUGCUGAAAAGGGCCCGCAGUCUCCAGACAGGGCUAGUGGAGAUGGCCCGAAGGAUGCCAAGUCGGACGCCGAACAGGACAUUGCAGAAGACAACAAAGAUGCGGAGGACGGCUCAAGGACUGGCAAAGUGGUUGAUGAGAUGGAAAUGGACAGAGAUGAACCGCCAAUUUCAUCCAUUCCCCCACCGUCUCAGCCACCUAUUCCGAAGAGUAGCCUUUUAUCGAUAUCACGUCCACCGAAACGGUUAGCACAAGAGGAGGUGGCAACGAUCACUAUUGGUGAUCAUUCCAUCACCAGUGUGAUUGGCUCAUCCAAUAAAAGAUCCCGACUAUCAGAGCGCAUGGGGUCGGUCAGUCUUGAGAACUCGCCGAAGAAAGGGGCUAAGACUGUUCCCGUGCCUUCUUUCGGUGGCCGUUUGACUCAGCUGUUUGCUGCUUCAGCUGCUGCAUCUUCGGGGUCAUCAAAGGGCCUUGAAAUGACGACUGAGGAUGUAGAGAUGGCCGAUGAAGAAGAGGACGAAGAACACAGCCAAGUGGACAACGAAGAAGAAAAGGAUGAUGACUCUGAUGAGGAAGCACUUUUCGUGAGCCAAACAAAGGAUGUGGGCACAGUGGAAGAUGAUGCUGUUGACGAAGAAACUGAAAACUCAGCUGAUGAGGAGCGCGAUGGUCCCACAAGUGGCCAGAACACUCAACGCAGGGCGGAGGACGAAGAGGAUGGUGAAACUGAACCUACAGAAGAUGCGCCUUCUGAGUGUUGCCACCAUGGCGACGAUGACGAGGAAUACAUCGACGAGGAUGAGAAGAAGGCUCAAGAAGAGAAGAAGGUGCAAGAGAUGAUCAAGGCAGCUGAGACGAAGGCAAACGAGCCUACUGAAAAGGGCGAAAAGCGCUCCCAGAGCUUCGUGAAAGGGCGAUUCAAAAAGAAAGACUUGACGUUCAAUCUCAUUCAGCGUGUGAAGACCAGCGAAGACGACAUCCGGUCUAAUAUGGAAGCCUCGGCAAAGCAACAACAACAACAACAACAACAACAACAACAACAACAACAACAACAACAACAACAACAACAACAACAACAACAACAACAACAACAACAACAACAACAACAACAGCAGCAGCAGCAGCAGCAGCAACAGCAACAACAACCACAACCGCCACCCACCGCUAGGCACCGACCCAGCAGAUUGGAUCUUUCCAAGAACACAAACACCAACAACGGCGUUCCCGGUUCUGCGCGACCCCUCACUGCCCGUGACACUAGCGGACUCGGAAUCAAGGAAGUCGGUAUCGCUUGUCUAUCGCCCGGUUUUGUCACACACGAUCCGCUCAUGAAGGAGCAAGUACAUCGCAGUAUGAGUGUGAAGGAGCAGCAGAAGCGGAUCAUCGAAUCCAGGUUACAACAACAGUCGGCCGGCUUCAAGGCCCCUGAGAUUCCAGAUAGGGAUAAGGAUGGAGGUCACUUCGCGGCAAAGACACCAGGCCUAGCACGGAAGCGUGGCCCUCCGCCAGGAUUGAGCAUCGUCGCUCCCUCCCACGAGCAGUUCGCCAACGAAAGGGUUAUCCAGUCUGCGCCCCUUGGCCAGUCAUUCCCUGGAAGACAGAACCCUCACCCUUUGACCCGCCACCUCAUGAACCAUAGUUCGAACCUCGCCAGCACAUCGCACAUCCACCAUGUGCCUGCCAAGCAGACGAACAACAGACUGCCGCCGAUUUCCGAUGUAUUUGGCCAGGGCUUGUCUGGCCAUCCGGAUUCAAGCGGACAUGCCCUCUUUGCCAGCCAGAGUCACAGCCAUGGACCGCUAGCAUCACCUCACCACCCACCGCCGCCUCCACCGCCGCAACCUCAACACCCUACGUCUGCUAGGCCAAGGGAGUACAAGUCCGCCGAGGAAGCACAGCAAGACCUGGCGGCUGGCCGAACAGAACUACUGCCCAAGUAUGUACAUUAUAACAGCAGCAGCAGUCAACACCAACCUCCGACACCGCCAUCUCCCCCCAACGGUCCAGCGCAUCACCACGCACCACCACCGCCAACAUAUCUGCCUUCUACGCUCGCAUCAUCUCAAAGAGGCCCGCCCUCUCAUAUUAGUAAUCAUAUGACUGACGCCAGCCGAAGCGCCAGCAACAAUACUCCCGGCAAUAAUUACAGCAGCAGCAACAUGCACAGCAGCACACUUCCCUCGUCGUCUGCUCCUAAGAGGAGGACGCGGGCCGAGUACGAGGAAGGCGGGAGCCCCCCGCUCGGUAAUGGGAGGGCGUCACAGAGGAGGUCAGGGCCGUUUGGCGAAGGAAGAGAUAGCCCCGAGACACAAAGGGCGAAGAAGGAGGAGUUCAUCAGGCUUUGCGAAAGAGCUUGGGAUCUUUUCCACUCCUGA